AUGGAAAACAAUUUGGCUAAUGUGAAGAUGGUGCCGGAUUUCCGGGAUGCUCCACGUCCUAGCCUUUUUCAACGAUUGGGCGGAAAUCUAUUAAUACCAAUAGGUAUUAUGAUGACUGUGGGCUGUUAUGCUGUCGGACUUGGCUCUAUGAUUACCAACCGGCCUAUGUUAGGGCAAAAGAUGAUGUAUGCUCGCGUCGCCUUCCAGGGAAUGACGGUAGCUGCUAUGUAUUACGAUCAACAAGGUGCUUCACUCCACUACCCCGCCAAUCAAUAAUAAUUACUAAUCUCAUAACGGUCAUUACGUUACAACAGAAAUGAAAUUAGUUAUUAUAUGACACCGUCAUCAACAACUGCAAUCCUCUUGUUUUGAUAUACGACGUGUUGGCG
Messenger RNA from Diuraphis noxia (Russian wheat aphid), 389 nucleotides. RefSeq lists its product as uncharacterized. The record is from RefSeq and is a predicted model, not a curated record. Lineage: Eukaryota; Metazoa; Arthropoda; Insecta; Hemiptera; Aphididae.